AUGUAAGUACGGCAGCUGAAUGUGAACGGGUCGUGAGAAGAUUUGGCUUGUUUCACAUGACUUUUAACAUAUUUAAAUUUUUCGUGUUGGAAACAUGGCUUGCUUCUUUAGAAAAAGAAUUGCAGCGAAGCUUGGGAGAACGCUGCAGCAAUCUGAUGAUGUGUUUAUACCAGCUCUGGCAGCAAUUCCCGUUCUGAAGAAACAGCAGCCUGCUGACUUUAAACUGUCGCUCAGCACAUUAAGAAUCAACGGAAUUUUACCAUCACGUGGAGACAUUCAGCUGCAAACAGAUAACUUGGCCUCUCAGUUGAAACAGGACAGUGUGGUGGAAGACAUCUCUGCUGGAUGUGGAGUGAUCAACUUUAAAGUUAAUCGCAGACUUCUCGCUGAGAAAUUGUUGGAGCCAUUUGGAAAAGGAGAGGAUGAGAAGUUUGGGUUAAAUAGUGAACUUUUUAAUACUCUUAAGAAAGGAACAACAUUAGUGGAGUAUAGCUCUCCAAAUAUUGCCAAAAAGUUUCAUGCUGGACAUUUGCGUUCUACAAUUAUUGGCAACUUCAUUGCUAACCUGAAAGAAUCCCUUGGAAACAAUGUUAUUAGAAUGAACUACCUCGGAGAUUGGGGCAUGCAGUUUGGUUUGCUGGGAGCUGGGUUCGGUCAGUUUGGAUGUGAGGAGAAAUUAAAAGAAAAUCCCUUACAGCAUUUGUUUGAGGUUUAUGUUCAAGUCAAUAAGGAAGCAGAAUGCAAUGAAGAUAUAAAGAAGGCUGCAAGAAACUUCUUUAAACAGCUGGAGCAGCAUGAGAGCCAAGCUGUGUCGUUAUGGCAACAGUUCAGAGAGAUCACAGUGAAGGAGUAUCAGCAUGUUUAUAAGCGGUUAGGGGUCCACUUUGACAUUUACAGCGGGGAAUCAUUUCAUCAAGCCCAAGCCCAGGAGGUGGGGCAGCAGCUGCAGAGCCAAGGACUGUUGAAAACCUCAGACAAGGGGACCGGUGUGGUUGAUCUCUCCCCUGAUGGAGACAUGAGCAGCGUCUGUACUUUACUCCGGAGUGAUGGUACAACUCUCUACAUCACCAGAGACAUCGCAGCAGCUAUUAGCCGAAAAGAAAAUUACUGUUUUGAUGAGAUGAUUUAUGUGACGGACAAAAGUCAAAAGCACCACUUCUACCAGUUGUUCCACAUUCUGCUUGCUAUGGGACAUUCUUGGGCUGGCAGGUGUCAGCAUGUGUCCUUCGGUCUGGUUCAGGGCAUGAAGACAAGGACUGGAGACGUGGUUUUCCUAGAGGAUGUGCUGGACGAAGCUCGAAUGAGAAUGCUCCACAACAUGAGGCAGUCAAACACCACAAAGGAACUUGAAAACCCAGAGGACACGGCCGAGAAAGUAGGAAUCAGUGCACUCAUAGUCCAGGACUUCAAAGGUCCCCUGCAGUCCGAUUACAAGUUUGACUGGGACCGGAUGCUGCAGGCUCAGGGCGACACGGGCGUUUUCCUUCAGUACACACAUGCUAGACUCUGCAGUUUAAUGCAAAGGAAUAAAGAUGUGGCGGCAGCAACGUUUGACCCGUCUCUUCUGCAUGAGCAGACAUGUGUCACCAUCCUGCAGCACCUCCUUCGUUAUGAUGAGGUGUUGUAUCAGUCGGCUCAGGAUCUGCAACCAAAACACCUUGUGAACUUUUUACUGAAGCUGUGUCACUUUAUUGCUUCAGCACACAGAGAGCUGCCGGUGAAAGGAAGCCCGCUGGAUAUUGCACAGGCAAGAUUACAACUGUUUAGUGGUGCCUGCUCAGUCCUGGCCAAUGGGAUGAGAAUCCUGGGCAUCACUCCGGUUAAUAAAAUGUGAAACUAGCUUUUAUUAUUGUUGUAGGUACCAUACUAUAACCAUGUUAUAGUGAUAUGUAUUGUACACAAAAAGCCUCCUAUCCCUUUUUUAUUUUUUUUUUAAUAAAAUUAUCUUUCUUUGUUAAAGUCAA
This is a messenger RNA of Melanotaenia boesemani (Boeseman's rainbowfish), 1964 nucleotides long. It is a transcript of the gene rars2, whose product is annotated as arginyl-tRNA synthetase 2, mitochondrial. The record is from RefSeq and is a predicted model, not a curated record. The coding region runs from base 95 to 1834 and encodes 579 amino acids. The transcript is spliced from 20 exons. Lineage: Eukaryota; Metazoa; Chordata; Actinopteri; Atheriniformes; Melanotaeniidae. Gene Ontology annotation, cellular component: cytoplasm; mitochondrion. Gene Ontology annotation, biological process: mitochondrial translation; arginyl-tRNA aminoacylation. Gene Ontology annotation, molecular function: arginine-tRNA ligase activity; ATP binding.